Diabrotica virgifera virgifera (western corn rootworm) is the source of this 3016-nucleotide messenger RNA. RefSeq names its product F-box/WD repeat-containing protein 7 (gene ago). Bases 289 to 2448 code for a protein of 719 amino acids. NCBI's taxonomy places the organism in Eukaryota, Metazoa, Arthropoda, Insecta, Coleoptera, Chrysomelidae. The record is from RefSeq and is a predicted model, not a curated record. Gene Ontology annotation, molecular function: ubiquitin binding. Gene Ontology annotation, biological process: ubiquitin recycling; proteasome-mediated ubiquitin-dependent protein catabolic process. The transcript has 12 exons. Gene Ontology annotation, cellular component: cytoplasm; nucleus.
UAUUUGAAAUGUGGCAUUCAUAUGUAGUUCUUGUCUUUGUCUUAUGUGUACAAUACAAAAAGAAAGCCUAGCUGGUGUUGUAAGUUAUUUUCGUUUAAACACUUUUUUAGCACAUUGACAUACGACAAACAGAGUGGUUCAAUUAUCUUGAAAGGAGAAGGAAGAAAAGAAAAGUCCUAAAAUAAAAUCCCAAAAGUGGAGGUUGCAUCUGACCUGAGAUGUUAAAAGAUACGUCAAUUACGGAAAUAUGAUCGAUUUGUCUUUACAAGCCUGAUGUAGAUUGGUAGAAUGGCAGAAUGUAUCAGUAGAAAUUCAGAUCUUCCUAAACAAGACUGUACAAGCCCUAGUCCGACAGAAACCGUCUGUUUGGAAUCUCUAUGUGCUGAAAACCAUCCAAGUACUUCGCAAAGCAAUAUUGAACAACCUUUAAUUCCCCAAAACGACAAUUACAAUAUCGAAGAAGUGGAAAAGUUAGAAAAAAGUAAUUUUUUAAAUGAACUCGGGUUGGUACAAGAAUGCGACGAUGAAGAAGAUGAGAUAGACGUGGUUUUGAAAUUAGAGAUAGAUGUUGAUGAUAACGAGGAAGAUGAUACCAACAGUAGAGAUGAUAAAUGGGAAGAUUGUUUAGAUGAAGAAUUUCCUGAUGAAGUCAACACAGAAAACUCAGAAGAAGUAAGCAGUAGUGACGAAAUAAAUAGUUUCAGCGGCAGCCAUUCCAAUACUCCAAGAAGUUCACAAUUAAAGAGAAGUAAUUCUAGUUCAGUAGAACGUAUUCUGCGUAAACGCAAAUUAGACAUCAAUAAUGGAUUGCCCAUGUUGCCUUGUAAAAAGAUCCCCCCAGACUCACCGCCAUUGCACAACAAUGGUGGUUGUCUUCUCUCACCUACAAGUUCCGCUUCUCAGACUUACUCCGGGAGUAAUACACCGUCUAGUGGUAGAUCGAGGGCCAUCAUACCGACGAAAGAGAACCCGCCACCGGAUCUGUCCAACUGGUUGAUCCGAUUCACCACCUGGUCAAAUGCAGAAAGGAUCAUGGCCAUAAACGAGUUGAUCGCCAGUUGCGAACCAACCCAAGUCAGGCAUAUGAUGCAGAUAAUCGAGCCACAAUUCCAAAGGGAUUUUAUUUCAUUGUUACCAAAAGAAUUAGCUUUAAAUGUUUUGUCAUUCCUAGAACCAAAAGACCUUGUGCGAGCAGCACAGACUUGUCGAAGUUGGCGUGUAUUAGCCGAUGAUAAUCUGUUAUGGAAAGAAAAGUGCAAACAGGCGGGCAUCGACGAAAUACCGAAAAAGAGGAUGUCGUCUAGAUCGCCGAACAGCUGCCAUAUGUCUCCGUGGAAGGCUACAUACAUGCGCCAGCAUGCCAUAGAAAUGAACUGGAGGUCAGCUCCAAUUAGGCCACCAAAGGUAUUAAAAGGUCACGACGACCAUGUGAUAACAUGUCUUCAGUUCAGCGGUAAUAGAAUUGUUAGUGGAUCUGAUGAUAACACCCUUAAAGUAUGGUCUGCCACUACGGGAAAAUGUCUGAGAACACUUGUUGGACACACAGGUGGUGUGUGGUCCUCUCAGAUGUCAGGAAGUACAAUAAUAAGUGGAAGUACUGAUAGGACCUUAAAAGUAUGGGAUGCUGAUACCGGCGUUUGUAUACAUACUUUAUACGGACAUACCUCAACCGUUAGAUGUAUGCAUCUUCAUGGCAAAAAGGUUGUAAGCGGUUCCAGAGAUGCUACUUUAAGAGUUUGGGAUAUUGAAACUGGAAAUUUCCUUUACGUAUUAGUAGGUCACGUCGCAGCUGUUAGGUGUGUUCAAUAUGACGGUAGAUUAGUCGUAUCUGGCGCAUAUGAUUUUAUGGUGAAAGUUUGGAAUCCUGAAACGCAAGAGUGCCUCCAUACUUUAGAAGGACAUACCAAUAGAGUAUAUUCUUUACAGUUUGAUGGCGUUCAUGUAGUAAGUGGUUCCUUGGACACGAGUAUUAGAGUUUGGGAAGUGGAAACGGGAGCGUGUAAACAUAUUUUAAAGGGCCAUCAGUCUUUAACUUCUGGAAUGGAGUUAAGAAAUAAUAUAUUGGUUUCUGGUAAUGCGGAUUCUACUGUUAAAGUGUGGGAUAUCGUGACUGGACAGUGCCUACAAACAUUAUCAGGACCAUAUAAACACCAAUCAGCCGUAACUUGCCUGCAAUUCAACAAACGUUUUGUGAUAACCUCAUCGGACGACGGAACCGUCAAGCUUUGGGACGUGCGCACUGGCGAAUUCAUCCGAAACUUGGUCGCUUUAGACAGCGGAGGAGCCGGAGGAGUCGUUUGGCGUAUCCGAGCCAACGACACGAAGUUAGUGUGCGCCGUAGGGAGCCGGAACGGGACUGAAGAGACGAAACUAUUAGUGCUGAACUUUGAUAUUGAGAUGUUGAGUGAUGGUACGAUCAUGUCGGCUAGUAAUUGCCAUAACCACUGACUCAACUACCAGUCUACAAGAAGUUAUUUGUCGGCAGAAAUUCAACCUGAUACAGAGAGAACAAAAGGAAUGCUAGAAACAGCAGAAAUGAAAACCCUUGGAAAAAUGGAUGGUAAGGCACUAUGGGAGAGCUAGAAGUACAGAUAUACGACGGAGUGCAAAGUGAACAAUAUUAAUAACGGGGUAAAAAACAGAAGAGUAGAAUUAAACGACCAAAUAAGCCGAACGACAGCAAAUAGAGUAGUAAGGAUUGCAAGAGACGGUUCCCCAAUAGGAAUACGGUCAGUGGGACGACCACGAGAACGAUGUGACGCUAACUUACUGGAGGCACAUGAAAAAACAGACCGAGUCAUGUCUACACAAAAAGAAGAUAUACUUAAAAUAAUCAUAAAUGAGUGCAAUAAUUUUAUGAAUUAAAUAGUGGAAAUGCGUUGGUUAAACAGAUAGACAUUUCCUAUAUCAACGAAAUUCUUCAAGAGCUAUUUAUCUCUAUGGCAUCUUGGUAUGUUAAUCUUUAAUAGUAACAAUUCUACAUAAAUAAGGAAAAUAAAAUCUUCAUGAAGUUGUA